Lentinula edodes (shiitake mushroom) is the source of this 857-nucleotide messenger RNA. RefSeq lists its product as uncharacterized. The record is from RefSeq and is a predicted model, not a curated record. The transcript is spliced from 9 exons. Lineage: Eukaryota; Fungi; Basidiomycota; Agaricomycetes; Agaricales; Omphalotaceae. The coding region runs from base 198 to 581 and encodes 127 amino acids.
UUUCUUUUUGCCGUCAUGUCACUAACAGUUUCUUCAUGGCUUAAGGCUAAAGACCAGGCACUCUCUCUGUUUUUCUCAAAGGUAGUUACAGAGGCAAAGGAGGCUGACCUAACCUUACAACCUUUUGCAACUGCUUUGUAUACUGGACUCCAAGAAAGAGCUGUUAGCAAGACCUGGACUAGAUUUUUGAAGGAAUCAUGGAGCACUACCCUACCACCUUCACUGAGCAACAAUGGCUUUUUAUAUGCUCCUCGAUUUGGGAACAGAAAAGCACCAAGUGGCUCAAGUCCCUCCUGGCCUUGUUGAUAAGCCUUUAUGCCCUCUUACUCAAGGAGGUAGAUGGCAAAGAAGUCAAUGAUAACCAGGAAGACACAGCAAAGGAAGUUGACAAGGAAGCAGAAGAGUCACAGGCUGGAGACUCCCCUAAUGAUAUACCCCAAGAAAUAGAUGAUAUGUCUAUAGAUGAUGGGGACACAGUCAAGAAAUUGAACCAACAUCUGCCAAAGGAAUGGAACUUCUUCACACUUGUAUCCAGAAUCAAGGAAGCAACACCUGCUCCAAGGGAACCACAUCCUCAUUAGGAAUUUCUACUCUUAUUGUUUUAUCCUCUACCCUGAAGGCAUUAAAUGUACAGUCUCUAGUAACUAGUUUAGGAAACCCCCCUAAGAAUGGAACUUCUUCACACUUGUAUCCAGAAUCAAGGAAACAACUAUCCUUUACCCUGAAGGCACUAAAUGUACAGGAUCUAGUAACUAGUUUAGUGAUCUGCUCUGAUAUGGUGAUUAGUUGGUAUAAAUAUAUAAAUACUCCUGUAUUGUACUUUAGUUCUUUAGUUUAAUUAUUGACUUAGAUUCCCU